UUUUCAUCACACAAUACACGGUGUGUUGUACACGGACCAACAGGUAGCUGAGGAUUUAUCUGUAUUUCUCUGUACUGCAAUCACGGGUGACAUCUCAAGGCCGGCUUUUUGAAUGUUUCGGGCACCUGCUGUACACCUAGCUAUCUAACCGUACACAGAGAAAUAUAUCUCUACUUCGUUUUUAUGGCUUCUUUGACCCGUUUGAGGAAUUUAUUAUUGGCUGACACGGGAGAUGUAAUACCUUUGGAGCACAUUAGUUGAUUGUGACGUAGUUGGUGUACGGAAACUAUUAAGUGUUUGUUUUACGACAGCUACUAUUUACCUAGGUCGUCAGAAGCCAGGUUAUUACAAAUGAGGCCACAAAUGUUUCAAUUUUAAAUCGAUUCAGCCAAUCUCCACAAACCGCUUUGGGAGAAAUUAUUGUACCCGUGAGUGCCAUAAAAGAGGAAAGCACGUGUGUUCCUAGGUAAAAUAAAUGAUUGAAUACCUGGAAUCUGGAACAUCUUAGACGUCUAAUAAUAAAGGCCAUACACAGAUGACGGUGAACACACAGAGACUUUCAGACGUUCAGGAAAGACUAGAAAAACUUCUCACAGACAAAAAAUGUCUCAACUCAAAAGUCACUUCCGACGCAUUUUCAGGAUUCAAAGCGGCUGUCAGCAAGGUAAAAGCUGGACAGACAGCCGAUAUCGGCUCCUCUUUAAAGAAGCUGGAAAUAAGCCUCAAAGGUGAAGGAUCCUACAAGAAUGUCAAGGUCGGGUUUGAAGCUGCCAAGACCGAUAUAAAUGAGAUUUUAGGUGCACAUGAAUCCCCCUCCAGAGUUAAGCCUUCCCUCAAAGCUACUCAACAGCCAGGAAACUCUAAACAAGCUAACCCUCGUGCCGUCACGGUAACACUCUCCAACAGUCACGCCCGCCAAAAACUGCGUGCCGGGGGACCCGGAUACCAAAGGCCGCACAUAGAGCCAGACGCUCCCCCCACAAUACGGACCCGAAGACCACCUGUGGAGAUAAAGGGAUCCCUGACCAAGAACCCAGGACCUGAGGAAAUGUCAUCAUUAAAUAAGACAAUCUCUCGAUUGUUUAAUCAUUUGGAAAUCAACAAACUCUCAAAGGAGAGUGAUAUCAAACCAUCCACUAAAGUACGUCACCCUCGCCGGUCACCUAGCCCCCAUCGACGUCACAAACGCGAGGAAUAUGACGUCAAAGAACUUCUGCAGAGACUUCAAACAUUUGAAGAUGAACUUCAGAGGAGGAGGGAAAAACAAAACGAAGAUAUACUCAGUUUACAAGCUCAGAUUCAGAAGUAUAAAAUCCAGGCUGCAGACCAAUCAAAAGAACUGGAGAGAUUACGUGGGAUCCAUUCUAUCACCAACAAGGCUAAAGGGAGACAUGUAGGAAUGAUUGAAGAGAGGUACCAAGAGGAGAAGAAAGACUUCGAAACAAGAAUGAAAGAGCUUGAAAAUCAACUGAAAAAGAAGUACGAAAGUGCAAUACAAGAAAAAGAGGACACAGAAAACACUCUCCGGAAAGACCUUAAUAAACUAAAGAAAGAAAUCCAAAAGGUGGGAAGUUUAAGUUCCGGUGUAAAGACCUCCAAAAGGCCACGAUACAGGACAGAAACUGACCAGUUUGAUGUAGGAGAACUCGUGUCCACUCUGGACAUUGUGGCAAAGGACUUACAAAGUCACCAAGACAAGAACAAAGGAAUAGAAGAAGAUUCCACCGUCUGGAAGAGUAAUUAUUUAGAAUUGGAGAAGGAGAUAAAUAGAUUUUGUCACGAUAUAUCGCCGUCUCUUCGGAACAAUUCAAAGAAUAUAAGCACUCUCCGACCUGGCUCUAAUUCGGUGGCGGCCCUUCAGUCCCUCUUAGAGGAAACCAGAACAAAUGUUGUUAGCCGACUGCAGAAAAUGGAGGAAAAAGACAGGAUUUUACAGGAACAGGACCAACAAAUCAGCAGACUCCGCGAGUCCAGCUCUCUGUUGAGUCAGUUGGUCAGCGAGAUUGAAGCUUCCUUUAAACAACUUCCAUCAAAUGCACACCGUAGUGAAAGCACAUUGUCUGUUCGAAGCAGCUCCAAUCUUAGAUCUAUAGAAAUGUUAAAGCACAUACGACUGUACAUUAAUGAUUCUCUUAGUGCAACGGUGGGAAAAGACAAAAACCUCCGGGAAGUAGAGAACGAUUUAGCGGCUCUGGAGAGUCGCAUCAUGAAUCUGGACACAGGGGUUACGCCCACUUAUACUGAAGACAAUAUACACGGAGACACGCCCACUCCUACCCGACAGCUGUCAAUCGUCAGUCAAAGUCACGAGGGCGUGACUGAGUCGUGUAGCAAGCUGCUUAAAAAACUGGAUGUCGUACAAAUAGGAUUUGUACAGAUUCAGACACAGAAUAAACAAAUGGUCAAUGAAAUAAACUCCCUGAAGAAAGCAUCAGAUUCGUUAGCUAAGACCAAACAAGACCUAGAGGGGAUUUGUAAAGUUUUGGACGUGUCGCUGCGGGACGUGGAUACCUCCAAUAUUUCUCACGUGGUGAGGGUCUGUAAAUCAGGGGCGGAGUCAAAGGUCAAGGAAGUGGACAUUAAGGAGGGGAUAAUUCAGAGGACAAGAUCAGACUUGGACAGACUGAGGGAAGAUAUACACAACUUAUGGGAAUACGUCAGCGACGACAACUCUGGCACGCCAGGGGGAGACAAAUCUGACAGAACUGCCUCUCGAUCCAGUAACAAAAAACAAUCUACCUCGGUCAAGGCCACGCCCUCACGCCCCUCCACCAAGGAGGAAAUGGACCAGAUUCUAAGACAAUUCAAUAAACUGAAGGGAGAAAACUCUACCUUAUAUGCGACAUUACAAGAAAAAGAUGGCACCGUGAUUGAUGCAGAGAGCAAACUGAAAGUAGAAAGAACGCACCUUGCUCAGCAGGUCAAGGACAGAGACGAGAAGCUGGCACAAACUCUUAUAGAGUGUGAAAGUUUAAAAACGGAACUUAAUAAGGCCGUUUCUGAGAAAGAGAAAGCAGAAGAAAAUGCAGAAAAAGAAAAAUCAAGUUUACACAAACUCAAAGACCAGCUAGUAGAAUUGGAGGAAGAAUUCACAAAGGUCAAGGACACAUAUGAAGCGCGAGUGGAUGACCUUCAGAAGAAACUCCGAGAGUCUGCGGAGGAGUCUGAUAAACUCUCCAAAGAAAACCAGAAUCUGCUCACAAGACUGAGCUCUGUGGCCAGUGCACAGCUAACAGACGGUAACCCCUCCAUAGCUGACCUCAGUGAUAUCAACAGGCCCACGAAGAUCGCCGAGAAAUUCUCCGAACUUUACGACAAUGAAUGGACGGAAGCAUUCGAGGCGCUGACGGGUCAAUAUCAUAUGAGUGAGAAGGAAGCAGUAGACUCCCUGCUGAGGAUCCUUAAGGAUUGUUACAACUUUGGUAAAGUGGCCGCCAGUGGCCAGUUAUCCGAGCUCCACAAAGUUCUCCUGAUGCUGCACACUUCCGGCAGGACACGAGAAACGCUUGUAUUGUCUAGUAUUAAAAAGUUAUCGAAAGAGGAAAUAAAAGCGGUCAAAGAUUUAAGAAAGACUUGUGCUGUCCACGCAACAAGGGCAGUGUUAAAGUUGUUCAAUGACACUCCCGAUGGGCGGACCGUGCUCAGUGACUCCCAGCAGUUGUCCUGUUCAAGUUUCAUCUCCAGGGCCGUGGAGCUGUGCUGGUUCAUGAAUGUCCAGGACCCGCCUCUAGCAAUCACGUGGUCUGUCAAGCCCGGCGAGAGCUGCGACACCUCGCGGUAUAAACAGUUCACACAUUCCGGUCAGUUCGUGGAGUUCCUCGUUUGGCCUCCCCUGUACUUAUUUAAGGACGGGCACCUGCUCAGUAAGGGUGUGGUUCAGUGUAUAUGACUAAUGUUCUAAACUUUUCAUUCACAAUAACAAUUUGCCAAAAGUGGAUGUAUUUCUAUAUACUUUGUUCUGUUAAUUGUUCUGUGAAAUAAUAAAUAUAGAUUUUUA
Saccostrea cuccullata (small rock oyster) is the source of this 3997-nucleotide messenger RNA. RefSeq lists its product as uncharacterized. The transcript is spliced from 20 exons. The record is from RefSeq and is a predicted model, not a curated record. Bases 536 to 3889 code for a protein of 1117 amino acids. NCBI's taxonomy places the organism in Eukaryota, Metazoa, Mollusca, Bivalvia, Ostreida, Ostreidae.